Molecule: messenger RNA, 3074 nt
Organism: Vitis vinifera (wine grape)
Lineage: Eukaryota; Viridiplantae; Streptophyta; Magnoliopsida; Vitales; Vitaceae
Product: receptor-like protein 9a
Exons: 4
Coding region: 62-2899 (945 amino acids)
Molecular function (GO): protein binding
Source: RefSeq, a predicted model, not a curated record
CCCAUCCCUAAGUAUGAGAAUAUAUACAUUCGACAGUCAAUAGCAAACUGGGAGCUGAAAGAUGGAAGUCCCUUCCUGUUUGUAUCUUGCAGUACUUUAUGGGACUUUCUUAAGUCUACUACUUGGUUAUGGAAGUUUAGGGUGCAUGGAGGAAGAAAAAGUUGGUCUUUUGCAACUUAAAGCUUCCUUCAAUCACCCAAAUGGCACAGCCCUUUCUUCUUGGGGAGCAGAGGUUGGUGAUUGUUGCAGAUGGGAAUAUGUCACAUGUCAUAACAAAACAAACCGAGUGACCCGACUUUCUCUCAUUGAUAUCAGACACUUUGAGUUCGGAAAGUGGUCCUUGAAUGCCUCCCUACUUCUUCCCUUCCAACAGCUUCAAAUUUUAGAUCUGUCUUUGAACGAAUUGACAGGCAUUCAAGGCUUACUAAGAUUGAAAAAAUUACGAGUUCUGAAUGUUGGAGUGAAUGAUUUGACAACAAUUCCAAAUUUAAGUGCCCUACCUUCACUCAAGGUUUUGGAUCUUAGCUUCAAUCAUAUAAAUUCUUCCCAAUUGCAAGGACAUAAAUAUUUGAGCAGACUGGAGGUGUUGAAGCUAUAUGGGAAUGGUUUAAUGGGUGGUAUUCCACCGAUUAUUGGCACUUUGGGCUAUCUUAAAGCCUUAUCUCUUGGCUACAAUAAUUUAAAUGAUUCUUUUUCCAUGGAAGGCUUGUGCAAACUCAACCUUGAAGAGCUGGAUCUUAGUAAUAAUGGAUUUGAGGGUAGUCUUCCUGCGUGCCUCAACAAUUUGACAUCCCUACGUUUGCUUGACCUAUCCAGAAAUGAUUUUCGUGGAACUAUUCCUCCAUCUCUCUUCUCCAAUCUGAAGUCACUCGAGUACAUUUCUCUUUCUUACAAUCAUUUCGAGGGCUCAAUCUAUUUUGGUUCACUUUUCAACCACUCCAGACUCGAGGUCUUCGAACUUUCUAGCAAUAACAAGUAUUUGAAGGUUGAGACUGAAAAUCCAACAUGGUCAUUUCCUCUAUUUCAAUUGAAAAUCCUCCGGUUAUCCAAUUGCACCCUCAAUUGGCCAAGCCAGGUUGUACCAAGCUUUCUUUUGAGUCAAUAUGAUUUGAGAGUGGUCGACUUUGGCUACAACAAUAUGACAGGAAAAGUCCCAACCUGGUUAUUAGCCAAUAAUACUAAACUAGAAUACCUAAGCUUUGAAAGUAACAGCUUGACAGGUGUUCUUGAUUUGGGCUCAAAUUCAAUACAUUACUACAUGUGUGUGCUUGAUUUCUCCUUGAAUUGCAUUCAUGGAGAGCUUCCACCUUUCAUCGGCUCUAUUUUUCCAAGGUUGGAGGUCUUAAACUUGUCUGGAAAUGCAUUACAAGGUAAUAUUCCUUCCUCAAUGGGUGACAUGGAACAGUUGGGAUCUUUAGAUUUGUCAAACAAUAAUCUCUCGGGACAACUACCUGAGCACAUGAUGAUGGGUUGCAUCUCAUUGGAGGUUUUAAAGCUAUCCAACAAUAGUUUACAUGACACUCUUCCCAUAAAAUCGAACUUGACACUGUUAUCCUCUUUGUCUUUGGAUAACAAUGACUUCUGGGGAGAGAUUUCUCGUGGAUUUUUGAAUAGCUCUUCCCUACUAUUGUUGGAUGUCAGCUCCAACUCGUUGAUGGGUCAAAUUCCAGAUUCGAUUGGAGACUUCUCAGCCUUGAGGACACUUAUCUUGUCUAGAAAUUAUUUGGAUGGUGUUGUGCCAACAGGCUUUUGCAAACUCAAUGAACUACGCUUUUUAGACCUUUCUCACAACAAAAUUGGCCCAACCCUUCCUCUUUGUGCCAAUCUAACAAACAUGAAGUUUUUACAUUUGGAAAGCAAUGAACUAAUAGGACCUAUACCCCAUGUUCUGGCUGAAGCUACCUCUCUUGUGACAUUGAAUUUGAGGGAUAACAAACUAUCAAGCCCAAUUCCCCCUUGGAUUAGUUUACUUUCAAAAUUGAGGGUUCUUCUCUUGAAAGGAAAUCAACUUGAAGACUCAAUUCCUCUUCAUUUGUGUCAGCUCAAAUCAAUCAGCAUACUGGAUCUUUCUCAUAAUCAUCUUUCCGGAUCCAUACCUCCUUGCCUAGAUAAUAUAACUUUUGGAAGAGAAGUUGCAUUAAUGGAUGACACAUUUUUUAUAGAAGGCUUUGAGUCGUGGUGGGGUGCUUCCCCAGAAACAUAUUCAUAUGAAAAUCAACUUUCUGUGUACGUGGAUAUGGAUUUCAGUUUUGAGACAUCCGCUGAAAGUGAAGAAAUAGAGUUCAUAACAAAGAGUAGGUCCGAAUCUUAUAUGGGAAACAUCUUGUACUUCAUGUCUGGAUUGGAUCUUUCAGGGAACAAAUUGGCAGGUCCAAUUCCUCCAGAAAUUGGAAAUCUAAGUGGGAUUCAUACUCUAAACUUAUCGUACAACCAGUUGACAGGAUCUAUUCCACAUACAUUUUCCAACCUAAAGGAAAUAGAAAGCUUGGACCUAUCCCACAAUAGAUUGACAGGUCAAAUUCCACCACAGAUGGUAAUAGAGUUAAACUUCUUGACGAUUUUCACUGUCGCUCACAACAAUUUAUCAGGUAAGACUCCAGAGAGGAAGUUUCAGUUUGCAACAUUUGAACAAAGCAGUUACGAGGGCAACCCUCUUCUAUGUGGGCUGCCAUUAGAUCAAAGUUGCACUCCCACUAGUGCCCCACCUGCAGUCAAACCACCAGUUUCAGACAACAGAGAAAAUAGCUCUUGGGAAGCCAUAUUCUUAUGGAGUUUUGGAGGAUCAUACGGAGUGGCAUUCUUAUGCAUCGUUGCUUUUCUCUACUUGAACUCCUAUUACCGAGAACUGCUCUUUUAUUUCAUUGGAGAGCAUGUCCCUUUUCUUCGGUUAAGGGGUUGAUAAGCUAAGUCCAGUGUCCGAAUAAAUGAACUUUUGUAUGUUUGAUUCUACUAUUAAAAUGUAGUUGCUACUGAAUAAUUUUAUGUUUCAUUAGAGUGCCAAGCGUGGUUUCUACUUCACGACUUUAUGUUUCAAAAUUCUCUUUCAAUAAAACUUCCAGGGAUGACUUGACUAA